AUGUUUGUUUUGAAAGUAGCAGUAGCAGACGUCAUACCACUGAACAGUGAUAACAUCAAUACAAUACUAAAUUCCAAUGAGUUGGUUAUGGUUAACUUCUAUGCUGAUUGGUGUCGAUUCAGUCAGAUGUUGACUCCGAUCUUUGAAGAGGCGGAGAGGAAAGUUAAAGAGAAACAUCCUGACGAAGGGAAAGUUGUUUUUGCAAAAGUCGAUUGUGAUAGAGAAAGCCAGAUAGCAGGCUUGUAUCAGGUAUCAAAGUACCCGACUCUGAAACUCUUCCAGCAGGGUCAGGUCAUGAAGCGAGAGUACAGGGGUCAAAGGUCGGUUGACGCUUUUGUCAACUUCAUCUCCGACCAGUUGCAGAAUCCAAUCCAAGUGGCCACAGAUCCUGACGAACUGGACAAUCUGGAUUGGCACAAGCCCCAUGUGAUUGGAUACUUUGAUUCAGAAGAUAGUCCUGACUACAAGUUCUUCCAAAAGGUUGCCAGUAUUUUGAGAUCUGAUUGUAACUUCCAUAGCCUAUCCGGACCCUUGAGUGAGAAAGAUAGGAUUGCUGGCAACAAGAUUGUGUUCAGGCCUGCUGUAGAGAAUUACAAUGAGAUGGUCUUUCCUGGAAUGGCCAGUGAUUACAACAUGCUGCUGAAGUGGACAACCGAUAAGUGCGUGCCCCUCGUCAGAGAGAUCACAUUUGAAAAUGCUGAGGAACUGACAGAGGAGGGCCUGCCCUUCAUGAUAUUGUUCCACCACCCUGACGACAUCGACACCCCACAGAGAUUUAGGAAGCACGUCGCUUCGGAGUUACUUCCCGAAAGAAACUUUAUGAACUUCUUGGUGGCUGACGGGUUGAAGUUCACCCACCCCCUCCAUCAUCUGGGCAAAAGUGCCAACGACCUUCCAAUCAUUGCCAUCGACAGCUUUAAACACAUGUACCUCUGGAAUAAAAAUGUCAAGGAGCAUAUGGAAGACAAGGGGGCCCUCCUCACUUUUAUUCAGGACUUGAAGUCUGGCAAACUGCACAGGGAAUUCCACAAUGGUCCUGAUCCUACACAAGCUCCUGAGCUGCCAGUUGCAGGCAGUAACGACGACCCCUCAAGUGAGACAGACUCCUCGUCUCAGGCCCCCUCAGAGCACAUCCCUCACGACCCAACUUCCGUUGAGACCAAGAAACCCGAGCACGUCCCCGGGCAGACAUCACCCCCUGAAUCUCUCUUCAAAAAAUUGGCGCCUUCCAAGAAUAGAUACACCAUACUUAGAGAUGAGCUAUAAUUCAUAACACAUCCAAGCAACUACGUGUCAAUCUAUCUAUCCAUCCCAGUUAAUAUCUGCUAAAUUGACACAUUAAUAAUAUUUUUUAUUAUGCUUUCUAAUUGUACAAAAAAAAUGUUAAAUACUUUGUUGCUGUUGUUUUUAUUUUUGUAGCGCUUAUUUUGUUUGGGUUAUUUUUAUACCAAUAAGUAAAUAAUGAUAAUUGUUAUUUUAAUUAUAGUUAUUAUUAUU
Molecule: messenger RNA, 1497 nt
Organism: Helobdella robusta
Lineage: Eukaryota; Metazoa; Annelida; Clitellata; Rhynchobdellida; Glossiphoniidae
Exons: 12
Coding region: 1-1266 (421 amino acids)
Source: RefSeq, a predicted model, not a curated record